CAAAUAAGCAAGUUAAAAAACAAAAAAAAAAAACACCAAACUAGCUCUUAAUCCAUAUUUUUCCAGUAAUAAUGGCGGAUGAUUCAAGAAUUAUUGAUGGAGAUAAGAAUGAUGAUGAAGAUAUAAUGUUGGAGUUAUCUAUUGGUGGAAUUUUUGGCAAACCGAAAAAAAAGAAUUUGAAUUUGAAGGAACAGAAUUUAGAUGACCAUGAUAAUGUUGAAUAUAACCGCGAUAUUCGACGUGAAUUGAAGAGAAAAAGAGAAGAAAAUUUGAAAGAAUUGGUUGCUUUUGGUUCGUGUGGUUCGGUUAGUGGUCCGUUUGUUGAGAAUAAGGAAUGGUUAGAGACACAAAUUGGUCUUCCACAAAACGGUGACGUUUUGGAUGUAUGGAAAAAAGAAAAGACUAAUGGGGAUAAUUUGGUUUUGCGGCCUAUGGCUUGUCGGAUUUCCAAGCCGUGUCAAGCGAUGAAUUCAAAUGGUUGUGGUGGAUCGUCCUCUGGAUAUUCUGAUGGCCUAUGUUCAUGUCACCAAGGUAAUCCUACAGGCUAUUGCAGAAGCAUUUCAAGCAACUCUCAGCUCGAUCAACAAUACCCAAGUACUUCUACGACGACAAGUGACCUGUUGGACUCAUGUGAUCAACCCACCGGUUCAUCAAGCCAAACCGUAUCACUAUCCGUGCCCAGUCAAGUGAAACUAAACGACCAAUUGAACUCACAUACAUCAAUAAGUUUUUCAAACUCGCCUAAAAACCAUGAGACCGACAGCCAACGCAAGCUAGCCUCUUUUCUAGCUCGAAUGCCAUGUGUUUCGACAACUGGAAAUGGGCCAAAUGGGAAGAGAGUUAGGGGGUUUCUGUAUAGAUACACAAAAAAUGAAGUGACAAUUGUGUGUAUAUGUCACGGUCAAUCAUUCUCUCCGGGUGAGUUCGUGGAGCAUGCUGGGGGUGUUGAUGUGGUUCACCCUUUGAAACACAUCACCAUAUUUCCGACUACUUUUGCAUCUUGACAUACUUGUAGAUUUUGAGUAGCUGGCAUAACAUAUAUAUGACAGCUUGCUUAGUGAUCACAGGUCUAAUGAACUGGCCGGUAUUUAACCAGUCUAAUGUAUUUUGGUUAGUAUACGUUUAUUUUUGUUGCUUAA
Messenger RNA from Erigeron canadensis, 1139 nucleotides. Its product is annotated as ninja-family protein Os03g0419100. Gene Ontology annotation, cellular component: nucleus. The record is from RefSeq and is a predicted model, not a curated record. NCBI's taxonomy places the organism in Eukaryota, Viridiplantae, Streptophyta, Magnoliopsida, Asterales, Asteraceae. The transcript has 2 exons. Gene Ontology annotation, biological process: negative regulation of DNA-templated transcription; signal transduction. Bases 72 to 1004 code for a protein of 310 amino acids.